CGGUGGAACUGCUUCCGGGGCCGCCGAGCGCGCGGCGGGAAAUUAUUUCCUAGUAGCAAGAUUAGUGGAGCCGUGAGUGCUACCGCCGUGGUCGUCACCCCUACCGCCGCCCCUGCCACCGCCGCCACCGCCGCCCGUAGAAAACAGCCCAGACCCUCCGGUCGGCCGGGAAGGUAAAGCGCCUCAGCUCGGAAGACGCCAUUCCCCGCGUCCCCAGGCCGCGCCGGUGACAUUCCCGCCGUCCUCGCUGGGCCGCGGCGGCGCCCGGUGCUCGCGCUUUCCACAGCCUUGCUUCCUUCACGGUCGCCCGCGCCGGGGGCCGGGGCCGGGGCCCGCGGCCCGCCCCGCCCCGCCUGGCCGUGUGGCCCGGGGCCUGCCCCGCGGCGUGCUCUCGGCCGCUGCCUGCCGUCGGGGCCGGCGCUAGGCCGCCCGCGUCUCUGGUUUCCAUAGAACCGGCUAGGCUGCCUCCCCUGCCCCCCGGUUCCGGGCUGCUUCCAGACCCUAGCUGCAGCGGAGGUGGCGGGGAGCCCCAGGGCCUGCCUUCCAGUGGGAGGAAAGUCGACACCUUUCUCUCUAGUAGAAUGGUGUCUUUCACAACGCAAGGAAAAUGAGUUUCUAUCUCUGCGGCUGCCAUAGGCUUUGAAUAGAAACGCGUGAACAUCUUCCCUGAGGGAGGGCCUGUGUUCCUGGGGAUGGUCUGCUGCCUGAGCACCAAUGGGAGAUGGUGCCACAAAGCAUGUCAUCCAAAUGACAGGAUUUAAGAUGGAAGAAAAGGAAGCUCUAGUCAAAUUACUUUUAAAACUAGAUUGCACUUUUAUUAAGAGUGAGAAAUAUAAAAAUUGUACACAUCUUAUAGCUGAACGCCUGUGCAAGAGUGAAAAAUUUUUAGCAGCUUGUGCAGCAGGAAAAUGGGUAUUAACGAAGGACUACAUAAUACAUAGUGCCAAAAGUGGCAGAUGGCUUGAUGAAACAACUUAUGAAUGGGGAUAUAAAAUUGAAAAAGACUCACAUUAUUCACCUCAAAUGCAAUCUGCACCUAAAAGAUGGCGUGAAGAGUUGAAACGGACUGGAGCUCCAGGAGCUUUCCACAGAUGGAAAGUUGUCCUCCUUGUGAGGGCAGAUAAGCGAAGUGAUUCUCUUGUAAGAGUUUUGGAGGCUGGAAAGGCAAAUGUCAUUUUACCAAAAAAUUCUCCAAGUGGGAUAACUCAUGUGAUUGCCAGUAAUGCAAGGAUCAGUGCUGAGCAAGAGCAAAAGAACUUUAAGGCUCCGUUUUAUCCAAUUCAGUAUUUAGGGGAUUUUCUUUUAGAGAAAGAAAUUCAGAAUGAUGAAGAUUCCCAAACCAGUUCUGGUUGGACCAAAUACAGCAAUCAAAAAAAAAGCAAAGAUCUUAAGAAAGACACAGGAUUUCUUGAAAUGAAAGCUGCUGGAGAGAGAAUGUAUAGAACCCAGAACAAAAUGGAAAAUCGUGAUGAAAAUGUUAAUGAUAGAUUUGCUCUGAGUCAACAUCACAAAAAAGAAAAAUUCAGAGACUGCAGAAAAGAUAUGAAAUCUAUUAAAAAGAGAAAUACAUUCAGAAGACAUACACAUGAGAAUCAGAAAGAAACUAAGAAAAAAGUUAAAAAUAUCCAAAGGACUUACAUUUUGAGGAAAAAGAACAAAAAAGAAGGUUAUUGCAAAACUGAUGAUGAGCAUGACACACUUAGAAGUCCUUUUCAAAAGCACGUGCAUUACAGAGUACAGAAAGAACUGAAGAGUUCUCUUCUUACUGAUUAUGCCAAUGAAUCAAAAACCAAGGAUCUCAAGACAAAUAUGGAUCUCACGGAAGUAAAAAAUGCCUUAAAGAAGCAGAUAUACAGAGAUAUAUAUAGAGCUCAGGCUGUUCGAUACAACUGCAUCACAAUAGAUAAACAGCCUGUAUACAAUGUAGAGGUUAAAAAUGCAGAGCUCCCCAGAGGGAUAUUAAACUUAAUUGAAAGCCUCAUAGAGGGACAGUUCUUUAAAGAAGCCAUUGAAGAGCUUUCCUCUUUGCAAGCCCAUUAUGUCCCUCCUGUGUGCCUCCUCCAUGCCCUUCUAGAGAAUGUUCUGCAGGAUAGCAUAGAUACCUUCUCUGGUCGGUACUUUCAUAUAUUGUCAGCUCUUCUCCAUCUGCACCCUCCUUGGAAGUCGCCAGCCAUGCUAAGGUACUACUUAGAGCUCUUUCAGUGUCCAGCCUGUAGGGGAGGAGCCUGGUCUCUGGUGGAAGUGCUAAUCAGGUCUUGCCUUUUCAAUGAAGGUUUCUGUCAUCAAAUAUCAGAAAAUAUUGGUUCUAAGGUGGUCCAUCUUACAUUGCUCAAGUUUUUCUUUAAUUUACUUGAAAGUGAAGUACGACAUUUGAGUCAAAAGUUGUGUGACUGGUCCCAUUCUCAGAGUCUAAAGGUAACAGAAAAAGCAAUUCUUCUUGAAAUCUUUUGGUCAGGAAGUGAAACUUCAGGACUUUUGACAAAACCAGUAAAUAUGCUUUUGGAAUGGACUAUAUAUUCUCACAAGGAAAAAUGCAAGUCUAAUGAUGUCUUCAAACAUGAGCUAGCUUACUUACUGACUGGGAUUCUUGGAGCAGCAAUAGAUUAUUGGAUCUUCCUUGGUAUUCAGAUGGGUAGAAAUGUGAUCCGACACAUGUCUGAUGACUUAGGAAGUUAUAUCUCCCUUUCCUGUGAUGAUUUUUCUUCACAAGAACUAGAGACCCUCAUUUGUUCUUUCUCGUCUUCCUGGCUUCAGAUGUUUGUUGCAGAAGCCAUCUUCAAGAAGCUGUGCUUACAGGGCCCCACCAGUGCUUGCGCCGCCGAGCCUCUCUCUCUCCAGAAAAUAAUAGACUCCUAUUUGCCUGUUUUGGGAGAAAUGGACAUACAUGGAGCUGGAAAGAUGCAGUUGCCAAAAAAAAUCGGCCAGCGGCCUUGCCUAGAGUCUCAGAGAGCGUUACUAAUGCUGAAUGGUGCAAAGCAAAAACAAGUUGAAGGUCGGCCAGAAUUUCCAGAGUUGAACCGUGCUAAAUGUUCCUCAUCAUUGAAAAAAUUGAAGAAGAAGUCAGAAGGAGAAUUGUCAUGUUCCAAGGAGAAUUGCCCCUCUUUGAUUACAAAGAUGAAUUUUCACAAAACUAAUCUAAAAGGGGAAACAGCUCUGCAUAGAGCUUGCAUAAAAAACCAAGUGGAGAAAUUGAUUUUUCUUCUCUCUCUGCCAGGAAUAGACAUCAAUGUUAAAGACAAUGCUGGCUGGACGCCUUUGCAUGAAGCCUGUAACUAUGGCAACACAGUGUGUGUCCAGGAAAUUUUGCAACGUUGUCCAGAGGUAGAUCUGUUCACUCAAGUGGACGGGGUGACUCCUUUGCAUGAUGCACUGUCAAACGGACAUGUUGAAAUUGGCAAGCUGCUCCUACAGCACGGGGGCCCAGAGCUUUUACAGCAGAGGAACUCUAAGGGGGAGUUGCCUUUGGAUUAUGUGCUGUCACCUAAAGACAAGGAAGAACUCUUUGCUAUUACCAAUAUAGACGAUACACUGGACAACUUCCAUGCUCAGACACAGAAACGUUUCUAUCACCAACAGCUUGAAUUUGGUUCAUUUUUACUUAGUAGGAUGUUGCUUAGUUUUUGUUCAAUAUUUGAUUUAUCUUCAGAAUUCAUCCUAGCUUUCCAAGGGUUGGCUCAUCUAAGUGAGCUGCUUACAGCAUGUAGUAGUGACACAGAGCCCCCCAGUGCACACGCUGACUGGUUACUGGAUCUCUACGCUAGAAACACAAAGACGUUAAAGAAGCUCCCAGAUGUUCUUAAGGAAUUGCCUACAAAUCUAAGUGGGAGUCCUGGAGUGCACACUGAGGCCUUGUUGGUGACACUGGAAAUGAUGUGUCGGUCAGUCACAGAGGUGUCAUGAUGCCAGAAAGUGCGAGUCAGUUUCUAAACAGGCAACUUGCUUUGCUACUUAGGGUAGUCAUAGCUUAUGGACAAGUGACAGAAUUACAGCAGGUUUUCAUAGCACUUAAAAAACAUCUGCAGAACUAGAAUAUGGGCUCCCUUUCCAGUGUUUAGAGUUUAACUCAGAAAGAUACAGUAAUAAAAUGAACUAGUUUUGUUGGGUAUAAAAUGCUUCUAUUAAUCUUUAAAAUUUUUUGUUCUGAAAAUAUUUAUUUAUAUUGUUUAUACAGAAAAUUAAAUAUUUUUCAUAUCAAAAUGUCCUUUCCUCUAAGCGCUAUAGGUUUUAAAAUCAUGGUAAGGAUAUUCAUUAAAAUGUGUAUCUAUAUACUUGUAAAACUUUUUUCUCCUUUUUAGGCUAAUGUCUAAGGUGCACUUGCUUUUCUGUGUUUCUAAAAUAAACCUUUCUAGAAUUUUAAAUUAUAUUU
This is a messenger RNA of Onychomys torridus (southern grasshopper mouse), 4366 nucleotides long. It is a transcript of the gene Slf1, whose product is annotated as SMC5-SMC6 complex localization factor 1. Lineage: Eukaryota; Metazoa; Chordata; Mammalia; Rodentia; Cricetidae. Gene Ontology annotation, biological process: positive regulation of double-strand break repair. The transcript is spliced from 21 exons. Bases 715 to 3900 code for a protein of 1061 amino acids. Gene Ontology annotation, molecular function: protein binding. The record is from RefSeq and is a predicted model, not a curated record.